UUGCUUCUUACAGAAAGGUUUAAUGGGUUGUAUAAAAAUUUAUAACAACCAUACACAUAGCAUCAACACAGCAGAAAGCCUUAGAUAUUUACCAGCUAAUAAUGAUGUAAAAAAUUUGUUUUUUGAGUAUUUUGACAAUGGUAUGGGUAUAGCUGAAGCUCAAAAAUAUCACGAACAAUUGUUAGAGUUGAAAGAAGAUUUUAAACUAGAAACAUUAGCUAAUGGUUGCAUAAAUCCCUGUUACCGUACAAUUCGUCAUUGGCACGACAUUUGGAGAGAUUUGAACUUGGGUCCUCGUACUGGUGAUGGAUUAAUUGAGAAAAUUAAAGAAAAACAGAAGGUAUAUGAAGAAAGUGGCACCACAGUUUUAUUUAGAGAAAACCCAUUUGGUAUAAUUAUAAUUACACCAAUCAUGAAAAGAGCUCACCAGUUAAAUUUUGCAAAAGAAAUUAUAUUUGUUGAUAGCACCAGUGCAUGUGAUCCAUUAAACCAUGCCAUAACUUUUAUUAUGUGUCCCAGUGCAGCUGGAGCUAUUCCUUUGGCAAUAAUAGUUACGAAAGGUCAAACAUAUGAAUCUUACUGUCAAGGAUUUUCAUUAUUAAAAGAAGCUGUUCCUGAAAGCUUUUGUGGUCAGGGAUUUCCUAAUAUUUUUAUCACAGACCAAAGUGCAGCAGAAAUUAAUGCUAUUAACUAUAUUUGGCCAAAAAGUUCUACAUUACUUUGUGUAUUUCAUGUUCUACAGGCUGUUUGGCGUUGGUUGUGGGAUUCGAAACAUAAUAUACCAUUGGAAAAACGUAAAAUACUUAUAAAAGAAUUUCGAACCAUCUUGUACUCUGAAUCAAUCGUUGAUGCAGAACAUGCUUAUUUAAAGUCAACUGAAAAAAAUCUCGACUGUCCAAAUUGGAUAAGCUAUAUUCAAAAUUAUUGGAGUUAUAGACAAAAAUGGUGUUUAUGUUUUAGAGAUCACACUUCAAGAGGUCAUGUCACAAAUAACUAUUGUGAGGUCGCUGUAAGGCUGUUCAAAGACCAUGUAUUAUGUAGGGUAAAGGCUUAUAAUGUUUUAGCUCUAAUUGAUUUAACAUGUACUGCCUUAGAAAACUAUUACAAACAUAGAUUAAGGGAAUUUUCAGACAGUAGAAAUUCAUCGUCCAGGUUAUUUCUACAAAAAAUGAUUAAAAAAACUACUUAUUUAAAAAAAGAAAUGAUUAUUCAAGAAAGUGAUGACGAGUUUUUAGUUCCGAGUGAAGAAGAAAGUGGCUUAAUGUACUAUGUUGACACUAACAGUGGACUUUGUUCUUGUUCAGCUGCUCUAACUGGAACAUUUUGUAAACACCAAUGUGCGGUUUAUAAAUAUUUUGGUGUUAAGUCUGAAUAUUGUCCAGUUAUAACUCCCACAGAUCGAUUCAACAUAGCUAAAAUUGCAUAUGGAGAUAAAGUUUUGGAUGAAUCAUUUUAUGAACCAUUCUUAAAAGAAAAUAAUGGUCCAAUUAAUUAUGUCGAAAUUGAAACUAUUAAAGAAGUUGAAAAUAAUGUACUAUGUAAUGAAAGCUGUAAUACUGAAGAAAAUAGACCUAGCACAUCUAGAAUUGAAAAUGAUGAUGAUGCAGAUAAAAAAACGAUGUUUGAAAAUUUAUUAAAAAUGAUGAAUAAUUGUCAUGAAAAUUUUGGUUCAUCUUCAAGUGGUAUUUUGAAAUUAGAAGAACGUCUAAAAAAAAUUAAAACCGAAGGACAAUGGGAAACUUUUUUACACACUGCUGGUAAACAGGUUGCAUUAAAAAGAAGAGAUGGUGCUAUGAUAAAAGUUCAACCAACGUCAAUCGCAAGGAGGUCUGCAAAAGUCACAAAAGGCAGUAAACGAUUAUUAGCAGGCCGACCUCCAUCAGGAGAAAAGACUAUGGGGAAAAGAAAAAAACGAAACCUAGGGUUGAACAUAAACUUAAACCAAACAAAUGCUAAAAGUCAUGGACCUUUUUAAAGUUGUAAUAUUCAAUAUGAAUAUAUUUUACACUAUUAAUAGACGUAAUAUAUGUAUAUAUAUAUAUAUAUGUAUUUUUUUUAAGGACAAAUAUUUUAACUAUUAU
Messenger RNA from Myzus persicae (green peach aphid), 2081 nucleotides. RefSeq lists its product as uncharacterized. The coding region runs from base 23 to 1975 and encodes 650 amino acids. Gene Ontology annotation, molecular function: zinc ion binding. The transcript is spliced from 2 exons. The record is from RefSeq and is a predicted model, not a curated record. Lineage: Eukaryota; Metazoa; Arthropoda; Insecta; Hemiptera; Aphididae.